This is a messenger RNA of Episyrphus balteatus (marmalade hoverfly), 2278 nucleotides long. RefSeq names its product probable cytochrome P450 301a1, mitochondrial (gene Cyp301a1). NCBI's taxonomy places the organism in Eukaryota, Metazoa, Arthropoda, Insecta, Diptera, Syrphidae. Gene Ontology annotation, molecular function: iron ion binding; oxidoreductase activity, acting on paired donors, with incorporation or reduction of molecular oxygen; monooxygenase activity. The record is from RefSeq and is a predicted model, not a curated record. The coding region runs from base 635 to 2254 and encodes 539 amino acids. The transcript is spliced from 9 exons.
ACACAAGUUCAUCUUCAUUUUUUCUCUCAAUUCAUCAGAGAUACUCUUCUUUGCAAACUUAUCAACAUAAAUUUAGAACCAACCGGACCACCAAAGCAACAAGUUAACUUCAACUUUGUUGAUAUUACGCGCGUACCUGACGAAAAAAAAAGCUUGUUUGCCCGAUCUGACGGGCGAGUCACUGAAACUUGUUGAUUUGGUAACAUACUAAACAUUAGCACGGGCCAACUUAUGCACGUAUUUUUUGUAUUUUGGCUCAAAGCAUUCAAGUCUUUUUUUGAAUGGUAUUCAGUCGAAAAGCGUCGAUGGCAGUGUGUGGACGUUAACGGGUUUUUUAGCUUCAAAAGAUACUUUUACUACUUCACCCCGAAAGAUACUUUUCCUAUCCACUUUAACCUGCACGCGAUUGGUUUAUAUCUGAAUGCAAAUUGAUAUCUUGAAUUCGGCAAAAAGAAAGUGAAGUGAAAAAGUGAAUUCCAAUCAGCACUACAACGCGAGUUGUUUCAUUUCCACUUUUAUUCAUUCAGUUUUAUUCUUUUAUUUAAAGGUACGACCAAAGAUAGAAAAUCUUGUUCUUGUUGAUAAAUUUAUGAAAUACCUAGUUUUAAAAAUCUAGUGACAAAAAGUCUUCACAAUGAGAUCUUCACCAAUUUUUAACAAAACCAAAUGCCUACUGUCAACAACCUUUCCCGAAAUUUCACUUGUUUCCCAACAACGUCAGCGAUCUACAACAUGCCCACAUGCUGCAACUGCAACUAGUGCUUCUAGCGCCACAGAUGUUUCAUCUAGCAAAGAAUGGGAAAAUGCAUUGCCAUACAAUGAAGUACCUGGGCCAAAACCAUUACCAAUUCUUGGUAAUACAUGGCGAAUGAUGCCAAUAAUUGGACAGUACACUAUUUCCGAUGUUGCCAAAAUUUCAUCACUUUUACACGAGAGAUAUGGACGAAUAGUACGUUUUAGCGGAUUAAUAGGCCGACCAGAUUUGCUCUUUAUCUAUGACGUUGAUGAAAUUGAAAAGUGCUACAGAAAUGAAGGGCCAACACCAUUCCGACCCUCUAUGCCAAGUUUAGUUAAAUACAAAUCAGUAGUACGGAAGGAUUUCUUCGGAGAUUUAGGUGGAGUUGUUGGAGUUCACGGAGAACCUUGGCGCCAAUUCCGAUCACGAGUACAAAAACCAGUCCUUCAGCUAUCAACAGUCCGUCGAUAUCUAGAUCCAUUGGAAGAAGUUACCAAUGAUUUCUUAAAAAGAUGUGAGACUUUACUUGAUGAAAAUUCUGAACUGCCUGAUGAUUUUGAUAAUGAAAUUCAUAAAUGGUCUCUGGAGUGUAUUGGACGUGUUGCCCUUGAUGCUCGUUUAGGUUGUUUAGAACCAAACCUCUCUGAAGAUUCAGAACCUCAACAAAUUAUCAAUGCUGCCAAAUAUGCGUUACGUAAUGUUGCAACUUUAGAAUUAAAAGCUCCAUUUUGGAGAUAUUUUCCAACACCGUUAUGGACGCGUUAUGUGAAUAAUAUGAAUUUCUUUGUUGAAGUUUGUAUGAAAUACAUAAAAAGUGCCACCGAUCGUAUGAAGUCAGAGGGCUACACCCAAACUGGAGAACCUUCUCUUUUGGAAAAGGUUAUCCUUUCGGAAAAAGACGAGAAAAUCGCUACAAUUAUGGCAUUGGAUUUGAUUCUCGUUGGAAUUGACACGAUAUCCAUGGCAGUUUGUUCGAUGUUAUACCAAUUGGCCACUCGACCUGAAGAACAAGAAAAAGUUCGUGAAGAACUUAGAAGAGUACUGCCCAAUCCUGAUACACCUUUAACAAUUCAACUUUUAGACCAAAUGCAUUAUUUAAAAGCUUUUAUCCGAGAAGUUUUCAGAGUUUAUAGUACGGUAAUUGGAAAUGGAAGGACUUUACAGGAAGAUACUGUGAUAUGUGGUUAUCAAAUUCCAAAAGGGGUACAAGCUGUAUUUCCAACAAUUGUUACUGGCAAUAUGGAAGAAUAUGUUACUGAUGCGGGAACUUUCAAACCCGAACGUUGGUUGAAGGCAAAUCAAGGUGAAGGAAAAUUACAUCCAUUUGCUUCACUGCCAUAUGGCUAUGGUGCCCGCAUGUGCUUAGGUCGGAGGUUUGCUGAUUUAGAAAUGCAAAUUUUACUAUCAAAACUUAUAAGAAACUACAAGUUGGAAUUUAAACAUGAACCUCUGGAAUAUGCUGUUACGUUUAUGUAUGCACCUGAAGGACCACUGAAAUUCAAAAUGACGAAAGUGUAGAAGUUAGCUGAGAUUAUUUUCUUU